Molecule: messenger RNA, 13122 nt
Organism: Psylliodes chrysocephalus
Lineage: Eukaryota; Metazoa; Arthropoda; Insecta; Coleoptera; Chrysomelidae
Source: the annotation of a GenBank genome assembly
AAACUUUUUAAGCGUGCCAUUCAGUUUGAAUGGUGACCGCGUUUCUAGGCGGUUGUUUGUUUUCAAAUUUUCGAAUCAUACACGUCGGCGGCGGGCUGAAUGCAAUUCGAAAUUUUCCGAAAUUUCCGAUUUUGAAUUAUAUAUUGAAGUGCGUCCGAAACGAGAAAAGUGCGAAAGUGGAGUAGGCGGUUUUCUCUAUAAAUAAACAUUGAUAGUGAUAUAACUGUUUCACGAUUUUCCGUGCUAAUUGGAUUUAUGGAAUUGGGUAAGCAGCAGCAGCCGCAUACCAACAUUCAGCUCUCGCAUACCCCACCCAGAGCCUAAACCCGCCGUCACUGACCCCCCGCCCGGUCAAAUCAACGCCAAACACGUAGGCAACCGCGUACGCGUCGGCGAUAAAGAAGGCAUCCUCAGGUUCGUCGGAGAAGUGCACUUUUCGAAAGGCAUCUGGUGCGGAAUCGAAUUAAACGAUAAUGUCGGUAAGAACGAUGGCUUCGUCAACGGUAUACGAUACUUCGCGUGUCCCGAUCGUCGCGGAUUGAUGGCGCCACUCGUCAAAGUAUCGCUCAUCAACGGUAGCCGCGAAACCGAGAAUGCCUCAGGUCCGUACUCGAUGCUUUUCAUCGACCCGCACAAAGAAUUGCAUCAAAAACAGUUAGUAACUCAAAGAAACGAUAUCACCAAAAAACUACAUCAAAAUCUAAAAGAUACUUUCAAUAAUUUCACACAAAUCAUCGCUGAUAACGUUAGAAACAUUAAACAACCCCAAGAUACCAAAAAAAGAUCUAGCGAAUUAGAUAUUAAAUCAGAUAACAAUCAAGAGCCAAAAAAACUCAAUUUAGAACUCUUCCCUGUCAAUAAAUCUUGCGAAAAUCUGCCGAAAUAUUCUACGAUAGAAGUAAAAAGGCGGCGAACUUCUAACCCUAAAAUACAAACGCAAGUUUUGAGAAGUCUGAGCGACAGCAUCGAAAAACCAAUAACACUACCACAACUGAAUUUUCUGAGCAACAAAUUAGGAUUAAACGCAUCGACUCCUAGUAAAAACGACGCCAACAGCUCCCUAAGAAAUUCCCGUUUAUCCCUAAUCAAACCAGAAGAAAACUUUAACGUAAGAAUACUAAACAUCAAACAAGAAUCAAUCACCAACGAAGAUGACAGCAGCAAACGAGACUCAUUGGAAUUCGAUGAAUCGCUCGGCAUACUCACCCCAGACGAAAUGUGCACCCAAUUCCUAAACUCACAAACCCGAUCACCUAGCUUCGAGUACGACAAAAGCAUCACCGAUUAUCUAACAGUAAAAAAACUAGAAAUCGACAGUCCAAAAGAUGACAGCUUAGGUUUGAUAGACGAAAGCUUACUAAACCUAACUAUGAACAAGAGCAAAGCGAUCAAAGACGAGCUACAAAGCCCCAAUCUAACCGAUUACAGUCUGGGUAUCAUCGACGAAAACAUACUAUCGAAUCUUACUAUGAAAACCGACACGACUGUAAACAUGGAACUGCCUUUAGAUCUAGAAAAAACCGUACUGACCCGCAUGGAGCAAACACCGUCACCAGAAGAAUUACCGUUAGAUCCAACGCCUCAAGUCGAAAGCGAUCCUAAAACAGAACCAUCAAAAUCUAAAAAUUCGAACAGCUUCAUCAACAGUAUCACCAGCAUUACUAGCUUGGAUACUGGGUAUCAAGGUGAUGGAGAAAUGUCUAGGCCUGCUAGUAGAGGUGCUGAUAACUCACCGCUAACUAGAAGACCUACAGCUAGAGCGCAAUCGAGAAGAAUCGAUCCAAUGACCGAUUCAGACUUCUACACCGAAAGCGACGCAGAUAACCAUGAAGAUAACCCGUUAAGAGGCGAUAGAAGAGCUCAGGUAAUCGACGGUACCUUAUACGGAGUUGAUCCGCAAGCUGCUGCUGACAUCUAUGUAAAUAACAGAGAAAACAUGGACUCCAGCGGGAUUUUCACCGAUAUAGAAAGCAACACUAGGAACGAUGACGAUUUUAACAAUUUAGUACCAGACAUCUCACCAUCAGACACCAGCUCUAAAACUAUAUCGGAAAACAGUCAAAACAACAUCAACCAAAUAAUCGAAAAAACUAUAGAAAAGAAGAUAGACGACGGUAUAGUCCAAAAAGAUAAUCCCAAAAAAAGAAACGCUCCUAGUCCGGGUAUAUCCAGCCCUUCAAGUUUUUCCUCACCCAGACAUACAUCUAAAGAUGACAGUACUGGUUCGGCUAAAAAAUACAAGAUGCCCAAAAGGGAGGUGCCAUCGAAAGUCAAAGCUAUGAUGGAACCUGUCGGUGAUCAAAAUGCCGAGAAAAAAUUGGUGAAAAAAUCUGUCGGGAGAUGGGACGCUGUGAUGAGUAAAAUCAGUAAAAAUGAACAGAACAAAACAAAUUUGAAAGAAGUUAAAUCUAAAGUGUUUAGCAGCGUGAACGUGAAUACGGGUGUGCCUCAAAGGAAGGUGGUAACUAGGAAUACUGGGAACCAGAAGAACCCGAAUAGUAAACUUAUUGCUUCUGCUUCUUCGACUGUCGCGCCACACGCGGAGUUAUCUGGAAAUACUAAGAACUCUAGUUCGUCUCCUGUAAAUCGGAAGAUAUUAAAAACUAGUUCGACAACAUCCAACGUAUUUCACAGGUUAACUUUAUCGGGACCAAAGAAAAAACACCACGAAUUGGUUCCAGAAAAGUCCAAACUUGUGAAAAGCUCGUCAAUAGCUAGUAUCUACACUAUCUAUCAAGAUGCCCAAAAAGGUACAGGAUUCAGACCUAGAUUAAGUCAAGGAUCAUUACUAUCAAAAACGCCUACCAAAGUUUCUUCCUUACAAAAUAGUCCACUCUUUGACAGGCGUAGGAUCAGGAACAGGCCAAACAGCGGUCCUUCACCAAAAACGAUUGCCGGCAGCAAUUUGGAGAGCAGCAUUCACAGUUCGUUGAGCGAUGUCAGCGCUGCGACGUUGCCGCCUACAAGUAAGAAAAUCGGGUCUGCAAAAAAGCGGGCAGAUGUGGUUCAAGUGACACAAGUGUUGACGGCAAACAAGUUACCGCCCAGGAGUCAACAGACCGCAGCGGAAAAUAAGAAGAACACCACUCUAAAUUCUUCUCCCACAGAUGCUAAAGUCAAGAGGACGCUGUUUCCGCCAAAAGAAAAGAAACCAACAGCAAUCAAAGAGUGCACCAGAGGUACAGUUAAAGGGGGUCGCGCGUCGCCGACCGUUCGGCCCCCAGCACAAGUCAGGGCCCCCGUCAAACAGCCGCCAGUCGCCGAAGCACUUGCCGUUCUCGUACAACACCUCGUAUUUGAUGUUCAAGCUUAUCAAGUCCCAACGCUGAAACGACAAGCUGAAAAGUUCCGAUUGGAAGCUGAAAAAUUCAAAUCAGUUUGUAAGCAAUUAGAAGAAGCUUUGGUUCAGGAGAAGAACCAGCACUCCAGAAAUUUAGAGGACGAAAGAUUAAGAUGUCUACAACUAGUCGAGAAGCAUAUGAAUGAAAUAUCAGAACUAAACCAACAUUAUGCAGGCAUAGAACAACGUUUCAUAGCCGACAAAGAUAACACUCGUCAAAACCUAUCCAGGCAGCACGAAGACCAACUGAAUGCGCUCAAAAAAGAUUUCGAGGAAUCCUUGGACAUCCUCCGAGAAGAAAACGAAGCCAUUCGUGAACAAAUUGACGAGAAAAAUGCUGAAAUCGAAAGAGCAAGGUAUGAAAGCAAAAAACUAAAAGAAGACUACGAAACAAAAGAAACUAUCCUCAAAGAGCACAACCAUAAACUAAAACAACAGCUCAGCAAAUUAGAAGAGAAUUUCGAAGACAGACUCAAAGGAUUAGUGGACGAGAACAAAAGAUUUAGGGAGGAGAACGAUAGGUUGCUUAGCUAUGGCGACGAAAAAGGCAUCAGCAUGCAGGAGGUACAAUCCCUUAGGGCGGUGUUGGAAUUGAAACAAAAUGAAGUUUCUGAGUUACGCAGAUCUCUGGCCGAAGCCAUACAAAGAGCCGACGUUUUAGUCGGCGCCGAGGAAAAAGCCAGAGUUUUGAACGCGAGAUGCGAAGAUCUUCAGCUACAGCUCGAAAGAAAGUCUGAUAUGGAAAAAUCCCUGCAACAGGAAAAUAUGAAGCUGCACGAAAGCUUCAAGGAGGAGACCAACCAAAAGAGGAGGCUAUCGCAAUACAACGAAGAAUUGCAAUGGAAGCUCAAACAGAACAAAGAGGUGAUUAACAAAGUGUUAGAGCAGGCCGAAGAGACUGUAUUCAACAGAAAAAUGAUGAGCGCCAGCUUCAACGAGAGGCACAAUGCCACCAGAAUCACUCUCGAGCGAGCCAUGUCCUUUAGGGAACGAAGCUAUUCGAAUAGAUCCAGCAACAAUGGUGACGACAAAUCGAGAAAAUCGUUCAGCUCGACCUUUGACAACGGUGACGAUAUUUCCCCGCCGACUUCGCCGAAAGUGAAAGGCAUCGUCGAGAAAUCGGACUCUGUCAGCUACGUGCUGGAAAUGAACGAAAGUCCCGACGAAGUGGCCAGCAGGAUAGUGCGAAGGAGCUUCAGGAAUUCGACGCCCGCCAAAACAACGCCCACGAAGUCUCCGUCUAAUAAGAGGCCGCGCAUCAGGAACCCUUUGAGCCAGAGUUCGUCGACUAGUGCUAUAUUGAACGCUCCAAAGACUGACUUGGAGAGGCCCCGUUCGGCCAACUCGAGGAACGGCGAUUCGGACAACGACAGCGUCUUCCACUGGACAAACGUCAAGUACGACGAGCGCCAGGAUGAAAGCUACGAAUCGUCCGGUUCCAGCAUGAAACUGGAGGACCACGACCACCUGGACCUCGACGAGGACAAUUUAGACGAUCUUCGGCUACCUGCGCUGCCCAGCGAAUUGGACAGGCGGAACGGAGCCGCGCAGGCGCUGCCCAGUCCCAAGCACCUGGCCGGAGAAGCCAUGAUUUCGGAAAGCAACUCGGAGGACGAGAGCACGAGUUCGUCGCAGUUGUGAGACGAACUAUCCUUUUAAUUUUCGCAUUUUUGUCCGUGUCUGAUGUUGGUUUGUUUCAAUGAAAAUGGGCGUAUUGUAUAUUUACUAAGUGCGAACUUUGCGUGAUUCGUCGCAAGAUGAUUUUUUUAGCUUCGGACUUCUAAAUAUGGCGAAAAGUACGGAUACGUUAUAACAGCAAGUCUGCUAUUUUGAUAUGAGGAUAUAAGGGGGUUAUUUAUACCCAAAAAAGUAUUGGCAGACCUAAAAGUACUUAUAACAUCCAGUUAGAGGAAUAACAUUUAUUUGGAAUAAAAAUCGGUAACUUUUUGGAAUCUUUUUAAUAGUAAAUAAAUUAUUAGCAUUACUGUUAUUACAUAAAUCAGUUGGUACAAAAUCAAAAUAAGGUCAAUUGUUUUUGGCAAUUUAUUUUUUAGUAAAUUGACUUUUAAUUUAUAUUUUAGCGCUUAAGCACCUCUAGGCUUGUAAAUAUGGCGAAAAAUACAGAAACGUUAUAACAAUAAGUCUGUCAUUUUGAUAUGAAGCUAUAAAAAGGUUAUUAAUUCUAAAAAAGAUAUUGGCAGACCUAAAAAUGCUUACAUCAUCGAGGAUUAACAUUAGUUUUGGAAUAAGAAUCAGCAACUUUUUGGGAAAUUUGUUACAAAAUGAGUAAAUAAACAAAUUGUAUAAGAUUCAGCUUUCCUGCUAUAACAAAUUAGUUAGUACAAACUCAAAAACAGUUAACUUGUCUGCCAAUUUAUUUUGUAGCGAAUUGACCUAUAAUUUAUGGUAUUUCAGCACGUCAGGCUUGUAAAAAUGGCAAAAAUACAGAAACGUUAUAACAGCAAGUCUGCCAUUUUAAUAUGAAGAUAUAAAAGGGUUAUUAAUAAUAAAAAAUAUAUUAGCAGACCUAAAAAUACCUGCAUCAUUGAGUUAGAGGAAUAGCAUUUAUUUGGAAAUAAGAAUCAGUACCUAUCUGUAAUUUUUGUGACACAGUGAAUAAAUAAACAAGUUUUAAACAUUUGUUAUAAGAUUCAACUUUGUUGAUAUAACAUAAAUCUGUUGGUACAACUCAAAAACAAGUUAACUUGUCUGACAAUUUAUUUUUUAGCGAAUUGACCAACAAUUUAUGGUAUUUCAGCACGCCAGGCUUGUAAAAAUGGCAAAAAAAUACAGAAACGUUAUAAGAGCAAGUCUGUCAUUUUAAUGUGAAGAUAUAAAAGGGUUAUUAAUACUAAAAAAGUUAUUGGCAGACUUUAAAAAUAGCUACAUCAUUGAAUUAGAGCAUUUGUUUUGGAAUAAGAAUCAGUACAUAUCUAUAAUAUUUGUGACACAACGAAUAAAUAAACAAGUUUUAAACAUUUGUUAUAAGGUUCAACUUGUCUGACAAUUAAUUUUUUAGCAAAUUGACCUACAAUUUAUGGUAUUUCAGCACGUCAGGCUUGUAAAAAUGGCAAAAAUACAGAAACGUUAUAACAGCAAGUCUGCCAUUUUAAUAUGAAUAUAUAAAAGGGUUAUUAAUAAUAAAAAAUAUAUUAGCAGACCUAAAAAUACCUACAUCAUUGAGUUAGAGGAAUAGCAUUUAUUUGGAAAUAAGAAUCAGUACCUAUCUGUAAUUUUUGUGACACAGUGAAUAAAUAAACAAGUUUUAAACAUUUGUUAUAAGAUUCAACUUUGUUGAUAUAACAUAAAUCAACUCAAAAACCAAGUUAACUUGUCUGGCAAUUUAUUUUUUAGCGAAUUGACUUACAAUUUAUGGUAUUUCAGCACGCCAGGCUUGUAAAAAUGGCAAAAAAUUCAGAAACGUUAUAACAGCAAGUCUGCCAUUUUAAUAUGAAGAUAUAAAAGGGUUAUUAAUACUAAAAAAUAUAUUGGGACAGCUAAAAAUACCUACGUCAUUGAGUAAGAGGAAAAAAUUUGUUUAAAAUAAGAAUAAAUACCAUGCUGGACUAUUUUUAAAACUAAACCAAUUUGCCUGGCAAUUUAUUUUUUACUAUUAAUUGUUAUUCUUUAUAUAUCAUCAAAAUAACAGACUUGUUGAUGUGAUAAUUUGACCUCCUUGCUUUUUUGACUGAUUGGAGAUUUAGAAGCCUCGCGGUGUUAAAAAUCAUCUUGUUCACAAUUACUUUACUUUAGCUAUUUUUAUUGGAAUAUUUUUUAUAUUUUGAUAAUUAUUAUGUAAAUUUAGUACUUUUUAUAAAUGAUUUUUAUUUGAAAACCGAUAUUUUUUUAACUUGUUUCUUCUGUUGUUAUCACUGUUUGUUUAUUAUUAAUUAUUAUUAAGAUUGAUAGGAGGUGGGAUACGUUUUAAUGGACUUUUUGUGAUGGCUGGGAUUGUUGGUGGGACAUAAUUUACAGAUCAAAAACUUCUUAUUGAGUUUGGAAUGUGUUAAUGUACACAUCAACAUUACCUUCAUUUUCUACGUUGAAUUUUCUUCAUAGCUUCUGAUUUGUAUCCGGUACCAAAGAAACGUCGGUCUGAAGUUAGUGAAGGGUUGAAAACUUAGCUAAAUAUCGGUAAAAUAGAUAACAUACUUUACGACAACUCUGAAGUUGCUGCAUUGUUAAACUAAACUGUGGACAUGUUGUUUUUUAAUGGGAAGACCCUUUUUACGAGUUUUUCAUGGUGUAAGAACCGUAGAGUCGAUAUCAAGCUGUCAUACGUCAUAUAUCAAUUGAUCACAAAGCACAAGUUACGCAUCAAACUAAAUUUGAUGGUUAAUUUUACAAAUAUUGCGAAGUGUAAUCUGUAAAUUAGCCCUGCUGCCACUUCGGUGCAAAAUGAAAGAGUCUUACAAUACUUUUAAUACUAAAAAGCUUAAACUGAUGGUAUUAAAUUAGUGACUUUUUAGAAAAGGAACAUAAACUAGUUGACUCAUUUUUUUCAUAAAUUUUUGGCAUAUUGUCAUUAAUAAUUGUUUCGGAAAAGAAAACUUAGAUGUUGAAACAUUCAAAACUGUUUUUUUCAUACGCUAUAUCUCGAAUUAGAAAAGUAAUUUAGCUGAAAAUUGCUUAGAGAUCGUGUGAUCCGGCCUUUAAGCAGGAAACUUGGCUGGGUAGAAAUAUUAACAGACUGAUCAACUUAAAUGAUGUCUUUAAGGAAUCAGAUUGGUGUAGUAAGUCAAAUGUUUAUUCUACUGAGAAUCCUGAAAUAUUUAAACGAUAAUAUGCGGCUAGUAGGACCAAAUGUGAUAUUAUUUGAUCAAAAUAGGGACUGUGCAGUAGUUAAGCGUUGAUAAAAUGGAAUAAUGGUUGUUUGACUUGCCCUACUUCUGAUUCUAAUUGGCUCAUAUAAAAAAGAUCAAUAGUAAUGUUUCAAUUAGUUGACAUUCACCUUUAUGUCUUCGUCUACAGGGUGAUUGGUCCUUUUUUGUCUUUUUUUUUUUUAAUCAACCGGAGGUUAUAGUACGUCAGUGAUCCUUAUCUUUGUUAUUUUUUUAAAUGGAUCAUUUACUGUCAUACUUUCUCUGUUGGAAAAUAAAGGGCAAAUUUCAACACCCUGUACAAUUAUUAAACGGAGAAAACGAGGAAAAAAUUCCAAAAUUUCGAGUAGAGUAAUUAUAAUUCAUAUUUUGUUGUGAGAACGUUCUUAUUUUUUACUUAUAAAAAUGUAAAUAUAGUGCUAAUGUUUGAGGUGCGUCUGUUUUUUCUUGAUUACGAAGCCAUUUAUUUUUUCUAUCUUUAAUUUUUAUAGGUUGUGAUUUGUUUAUAGGACACAGGGUGUUUUGAAAGUAACAAUAAGCUUUUUUUAUUUGCGUUUAUAUACAGGGAGGUCGGGAAACAGGUCGUUUUUAAUGAAACGAUUACAUUUUUUUUUUAGAUUUUCUUCAAAAUAAUUUAUUGGUUUUUUAGACCAGUUUACUUUUGGAUAAAUUUAGAAAAUAGUUAAAUCUGGCAAAUUUCCUUUGUUUUCCAAUUUUCUUCAAAUUAUUCUUGUACUAUAUACAUUUUUAAAGAAAUGUUUUACUAAACUGCUUAUAUUUCUUUGUAUGGUUCAUAAAUGUUGAUAUUAAAUAAGUUGUGAAGAGAUUUUUUUUACAAAUAAAAUUAUAGUCCGGGAAAACUAUAUAGAAAAUUAUAUUGAUAUUUCUCAUAUUUGCUUCGAAAGUGCCAUAACUGAAAAUUCACAACUUUUGAGUUAAUAUGAAUGAGAUUAUUAAAAACAAAUCUACAUUAUAUCUCGAUGACACAAACGCCAUCUAGAUGAGUCUUUUCUAAAUCAAGUUAAAAUACUAUUUAUAAUUGUAAGAUCUGAAUUUUUUCCUUAAUAAUUUUUUUCAAACGUUCUUUUACUAAUAUUAGUCCAAGAGAUAUUGAUCUAAAAUUGGAAACCGGGCGAUCUAAUAUUUUAGGGGAGGUUAUUAGCAAAUUUUAAGAUCUGUAGUUCAAAGAAAUGUAUUCCUAACAUCAUUCUUUUGAGAACCGCAUAUAUAUGAUGAAUAAAUGUUCCUGUGCUGAAGAAAUAUCAAAAGAUACAUUUUCAAUGCAAUAUUUGGAAAGCUAUAGUUUUUUAGCAAAUAAAAUUUUAGCAUCCAGCUGUAUUUGAAGUAUAGUCCGGGAAAACUCAAUAAAAAAAGGAAAUCGUUAAAUUCAUAUUGAUAUUCAAAAUUUUCGACUUUUAAUAUUUUUUCGUUGGAACGUUCACAAAUGUUGAUAUUAUGAUAUGAUGCAAAGAGCUUUUUUAAAAAUAAAAUUAUAGUCCGGGAAAACUAAAUAAAAAAUAGGAAAUCACCAAAUUAUAUAGAUUUAUUCAAAACUUUUGAUUUUUAAGAUGGUUUCGUUUACCAAAUUUAUUGUAGUGUUCCUGUACUAAUAUUAGUCCAGGUGAUAAUAAUUUAAAAUUGGAAACUAUUACAUACCUGGCGAUCUGUCAUUUUAGGGGGUGAAUAUUGGCUAGUUCAAAGCAAGGCCCCAAAGGAAUUUUUAAAUAACAAGAGACAUUUUUAUCGAAAAUACAUACCAAAUAUGUUCUGCAUUGAUGAAAUAUCAAAAGAUGAUGUUUUUCAAUGAAAUAUUUAGAAAGCUGUAAUUUUUAUGGAAAAAAAAAUUAGCUAUAUUAUUAGUAUUAGAAUUAUAGUCCGAAGAAACUCAAUAAAAAAAGGAAUCGCCAAAUUGAAAUUAUUCAAAAUUUUGGACUUUUAGUAUUUUUUGUAUAAUGUUCUUGUACUAAUAUUAGUUCAGGUGAUUUUAAUCUAAAAUUGGAAACUAUUAUAUACUGGGCGAUCUGAUAUUUCAGAGAAUGCUUAUAUUUCUUUAAGGAAACCAAAUGUUAGCAUCUAUCUGUAUUAUAAUAAUUAUACUGCGAAGAAACUCAAAAAAGGAAAUCGCCAAAUUAUAUUGAAAUUAUUUAAAAUUUUCGACUUUUAGUAUUUUUUCAUUUGACAAUUUUUUUUAAAUAUUCCUAUACUGAUAUCAGUCCAGGUGAUAUUAAUCUAUAAUUGCAAACUAUUAUGUACUGGGCGAUCUGAUAUUUCAGGAGGUGAAAAUUAACAAAUUUUACGAUUGCUUAAUAGUUCAAAGAAAUGCCCUUAAGGAAUUCUUAACCAACAGAGAACAUUCUUCCCUUAAGAUAAUAUAUAUAACGAUCAAAUGUACUAAUAAAAGGAAAUAUAAGCUCUUUUUAAAUAAAAUUUAAAUCAGGAAAAAGUCAAUAGAAUAUAAGAAAAUCACCAAAUUUUAUUGAUUUAUUUAAAAUUUUUGAUUUUUAGUAUUUUUCGUUUACCACUUUUUUUUUAAAUAUUCUUGUACUAAUAUUAGUCCAGGUGAUAUUACUCUAAAAUUGGAAACCUAAUUUUAAGAUUAAUAGUUCAAAGAAAUGCCUUUAAGGAAUUCUUAACCAACAGAGGACUUUUUUCCCUUAAGAUAAGAUAUAUGACGAUUUAAUGGACUAAUAAAAGGAAAUCAUCACAUCAUGCUGAUAUUUUCAAUUUUUAAAAUUUUUUACCAUUUUUUUGAAAUGUUCCUGUACUAAUAUUAGUCCAGGUAAUAUUAAGCUAAAAUUGGAAACUAUUAUAUAUCGAACGAUCUAAUAUUUCAGGGGUGACAAAUUUUAAGGUAAUAGGUCAAGAAAAGCCCUAAAGGGAUUACUAACUCUUAAGAUGACGAAUAAAUGUUCCUAUGUUGAAGAAGUAUCAAAAGAUACAUUUUUUAAUGUUAUAUUUAGAAAGCCAUAGUUUUUUAGCAAAAAAAUUAGCAUCUAGCUGCAUUUGAAUUAUAGUCCAGUAAAACUAAAAAAAAAAGGAAAUAAAAUUAUAUUUAAAAAAAAAAAUUGAUUUUCAGUAUUUUAAGACUAUUGACUGAAUUAAAAUUGUUAAAUCUAACGAAUUUCUUUUGUUUUCCAAUUAAUCUUCGAAUUAUUCCUGUACUAUUUGAUUAAUGCAAUGUUUUUCUAAGUUGCUUAUAUUUCUCUGUAACGUUCACAAAUAUUGUUUAAGUUAGUGAUUUUUUUAAAUAAAAUUAUAGUCCGAGAAAAUAAAAAAAGGAAAUUGUUACAUUAUAAUUGAUAUUAUAUAUAAAAAAAUAAUUUUUAAAAUUUUUAAUAUAUUCCUGUACUAAUAUUAGUCCAGGUGAUAUUGAUCUAAAAUUUGAAACUAUUAUGUGGGCGAUCUGAUAUUUCAGGGGUGAUUAUGGGCUAAUUUUUAGAUUAAUAGUUCAAAUAAAGGCGCUAAAGGGAUUUUUAACUAACAUAUCAAAUAAGUUUCCGUGUUGAUGAAAUAUUAAAUGAUGAUUUUUCAGUGCCACAUUUAGGAAGCUAUAAUUUUUUGGGAAAAAAAAUCUAGCUGUAUUCGAAUAGUCCAGGAAAAUUCGAUAAAAAAGAAAUCGUUAAAUUAUAUUGAUAUUCCAAAUUUUUGACUUGGUAUUUUUUCGUUAACCAAUUUUUUUUAAAUGUUCCUGUACUAAUAUUAGUCUAGGUGAUAUUGAUCAAAAAUUGGAAAAAUAAUAACCGAUCUAUCUCACGGAUGAUUAAUGGCAAAUUUUAAGAUUAAUGGGUCAUAGGAAUAUUCUAAAAGAUGAUUUUUUUCAAUACCAUGUUUAAAAAGUAGUUUUUUUUUAGAAAACAAAAUUUUUACACUUUACUGUAUUUGAAAUUUUUAAAGGAAUUUCUUUUGUUUCCUAUUUUCUUGAAAUGAUUCUUGUACUAUAUUAUUGAUGAAAUGUUUUACUAAACUGCUUAAAUUUCUUUGUAACUUUCACAAAUGUUGAUAUUGUGUGACUAUGUAAAUAGCUUUUUUUUAAUAAAAUUAUAGUCCGGGAAAAAUCAAUAAAUAAAAGGAAAUCAAAUUAUAUUGAUAUUAUUAUUAUUAGUAGUAGUAUCCAGGUGAUAUUAAUCUAAAAUUUGAAACUAUUAUAUAUCGGACGAUCUGAUUGAUACUUCAGGGGUGAUUAUUGGUAAAGUUUAAAAUUUAUAUUUCAAAGAUAUGCUUUAAAGAGUUUUCUAACCAACAGGGGACAUCUUUCUCUCAAGAAAAUCUCAGAUAUAUGGCGAAAAAAUGUUUCCGUAAAUUUUUCAUUGCCAUACUUAGAGAGCUAUAGUUUUUAUGAAACAAUUAUAGCAUCUAGCUGUAUUCGAAUAAUAGUCCAGGAAAAUUCGAUAAAAAAAGGAAAUAACCAAAUUAUAUUGAUUUAUUCAAAACUUUUAGUAUCUUAGCGUUUGAUCGAUUUUUUUUAAAUGUUUCUCUACUAAUAUUAGUCCAGGUGAUUUUAAUCACAAAUUAGAAACUAUUAUAUACCGGGCGAUCUGAUAUUUAGGGGGUGAUUGUUAUUACCCAUUAUUCCAAUAUUAUGUAAACGUCCUCCUUAUGGUUCUAGGCUUAAUAUUGUUACUUUUUAAAACACCCUGUCCAUUAUAUAUUUCCCUAAUUCCAGUAUUAAUAUGGGUGAAAUGAAAACGAAGAUGUUUUUUUUAGUACAAUGUAUAUCUAUCUCUUUUUUUACCGCUAAACUGUCUAUAAUAAUUAAAUAAAAGUGUAUAUUAAGAUGUUAUAUAUUAUUAUUGUUUUUAUUUGUAUAUCUUGUUAGUGUGGCAUGAUCGAUAAAAAAAUAUUUAUUUAAGAAUUGGUGAUGUAUGUAAUUUAAAUUGUUAGGACCAAAAUAGAUUUCCACGAUUUCAUAUUUAUUGUAUAAAGAGUUGCAGAUGUUUCAAUUAUAAUGAAGUUAAAUAUUGG